Molecule: messenger RNA, 1393 nt
Organism: Aphanomyces astaci
Lineage: Eukaryota; Oomycota; Saprolegniomycetes; Saprolegniales; Verrucalvaceae
Exons: 1
Coding region: 82-1065 (327 amino acids)
Source: RefSeq, a predicted model, not a curated record
CCCAGGACAUGCACUGAAUUUAUUCAACGACGAGAUUGAAAAAGUACAGUAGAGGGAGGCAUCACUCACUGUCCUACAUACAUGCGGCUAUCCUUGUCGUUCGCGGUUGCCACCGCGGCAUUGAUGGCCACCAUAUCUCUUGUCUCAUGCACUCCGAAUGAUGCGAUUGUCCUCGACGUCCCUGUCCUGCCCGUGGUCAUGGGCACCGUCUUGGAAGCGUACAAGCCGCUCCUCGCCGACUUUGCCAAGAAGACACUGCCCGCGACGGUGGGCAACUGUUCCGACUCGAACCCACCCACACCGUGCUUGGACACGGGAUAUCUCCUCGCUCAAACGUCCGCGUUGUACGACAUCAAGGCGCGGUGGAUCACCGGCAUCAACAGCAUGACGGUGGGCAAUCUCGAGUACGUCGCGGACGCCGCCACUGGAGCCAUGACGUUGAAUGUGGUGUUGGGCUUUGAAUCCCUACCGCUGAGCUUGCGCAUCGAUGCGUGUCUCGCCGGAAAAUGCACAAAGUUCUCGGACGGCACCACGGCAUGUUGCGGCGGCCCCAAGACCGUCGCGAUCGCCGCCAACGUCGCGUGCAGUGAAUCGUACCCGUUUCUUCGCAACUUUACGUUCACCAACAUCGCCAUCCAUCCGUCGGUGGAGCUGCAGUUCCCCGUGAACGGUAAACCCACGACGUUGUUUGACGUGACCAAGACCGUGGAAUCUGGACUGAAUGCGACCGCCGCCGCGUUCAUCCAAGAGGAAGGCAUGGACCUCCUCAACAAUCAAAUUCGACUACUGUUUGGGGCCAACGUGUAUUGUACCCAGCAAGCCAAGGAUGCCGCCACGAAAGCGCCCACCACCGCCGCGCCGUCCUCCCCCGGUGUCAUCCCUGCAUCGACCUCGUCGGGAUCGUCGCCCCCCUCGAUCAGUUCGUCCCCCAAUGCCGACGCCCCCGCGACGUCCGUGCCUUCGCGAUCGACGCCCGUGCCGACAUCCAAUGCGUCACCAGUUCAUUCUAUUGUCUUGACGCUAUUACCCUCCAUGGCGAUGGCUGUCGUGGCAUUAUCCAGUUAACAGUGGUCGAGAGCAUCCACGACCCUUUUUGUGCUUGUAUUUGAGAUUCUAAGAAAAAAUAUAUGAAAUUCAGUAGGCAUCCUCCGUGAAUUCGAUCCUGGCAUUAAAAUACCUUGAUUCCCUUGACUUUUCGAGUAAAGGUCGAAAUACCUUUCAAAUGUCGCAUGAAAAAACUCGCAUAACAUUAUAUAUUGUAACCUUGAGUUGUAACGGUUACAUAAUGAUUUAAAAUGGUCAAAUCAGAUACAAAACUUAAGUGUAAAAGAAUGCUUCAUUAAAAUAAAAACCGUAAGAACAAAUUAAUACUUUUACUAAAAUAGAAAGGGUC